UCGAUGGAUAAACCCCUCGAAUCGCCGACCCACCCUCGCUUUGCAGAGCGGAGGGGAUAAGCCGGCGAUGGCUUCUCAUUAUCCGAUUUCGCCCGCUGCCUCCCGCUUCUCGAGUCCCUCUCCUCUUUUCGUUCCUUCGUUCCGCUCGCUAAGAACCAAUCUCUGGUGCCAACGAUUUAAAAAUCGCCUCUCUGUUUCCGUUCCGCUCGAGAACGCCCGUUUCAGAGUUCGGAGCUUGGAAUCGAACACCUCUCUUGGCGGUGAUGGUGAAGCAGCCGCUGAGGAAUCAGCAGUGACGCAAGAGGAUCUGGAGUCACAGCGGCUUUUCGAGAAGUUGAAGGGUUUGGAGCAGCAUCGUAUUGAUAAAUUGGAAAAGUUUGAGAAUAAAGCAAAUCUGCAAUUGGAGAGGCAGCUUGUCAUGGCUUCCUGCUGGAGUAGAGCAUUGCUGACUUUUCAGGGAAAAUUGAAGGGAACUGAAUGGGAUCCAGAGAACUCUCAUAGAAUUGAUUUUAGUGAAUUCUGGAAUCUACUCAAUUCGAACAAUGUCCAGUUCAUGGAGUACUCAAAUUUUGGCCAGACCAUCUCCGUAAUCUUGCCAUAUUACAGAGAUGGAAGGAGAGGGGAAAGAAAGGAAAACUCAAAUAGAGAAAUUGUGUAUCGCCGCCAUAUUGUUGACCAAAUGCCAGUUGAUGGGUGGAAUGAUGUUUGGAGUAAAUUGCACCAGCAACUUGUAAACGUUGAUGUUAUAAAUGUGGAUUCUGUAUCUGCUGAGGUCUAUGGUACCAUUGCAACUGCUGUUGUGUGGUCUAUGCGUUUGGCUCUUUCAAUUGCUAUUUACCUAUGGGUUGAUAGUGUGAUGAGACCAAUUUACGCCAAGUUAAUUCCAUGUGACUUGGGUCCACCUAUGAAGAAAGUAAGGAAGCCCCUUAAGAGUGAUACGCUAGGAUCUUUGGGCAAAAGUCGUGCAAAAUUCAUAUCUGCAGAAGAGACUACAGGUGUCACAUUUGAUGAUUUUGCGGGCCAGGAGUAUAUAAAGCUGGAAUUGCAAGAAAUUGUCCGAAUCCUCAAAAAUGAUAAAGAAUUUCAAGAUAAGGGUAUCUAUUGUCCUAAAGGUGUGCUUCUUCAUGGACCACCUGGAACAGGAAAAACACUGCUGGCUAAAGCUAUUGCAGGUGAAGCAGGACUUCCCUUCUUUGCAGCAAAUGGCACUGAUUUUGUUGAGAUGUUUGUAGGUGUUGCUGCAGCUCGUGUAAAAGAUCUAUUUUCUAGUGCUAGAUCAUAUGCUCCAUCAAUAAUAUUUAUUGAUGAGAUUGACGCAAUUGGCAGUAAACGUGGUGGGCCGGAUAUUGGUGGGGGUGGUGCUGAGAGGGAGCAGGGUUUGCUUCAGAUUUUGACUGAGAUGGAUGGAUUUAAGGAAUCGACAUCACAGAUUUUAGUUAUAGGUGCAACCAAUCGCUUGGAUAUCUUGGAUCCAGCCCUUCUGAGAAAGGGUCGCUUUGACAAGAUUAUAAGGGUUGGCUUGCCUACUAAAGACGGACGACUGGCCAUAUUGCAGGUGCAUGCUAGAAAUAAAUAUUUCAGAUCAGAAAUGGAAAAAAAUGUUCUCCUACAGGAAGUUGCUGAACUUACAGAAGAUUUUACUGGAGCAGAGUUGCAAAAUAUACUGAAUGAAGCUGGAAUUUUAACUGCAAGAAAAGAUCAAGACUACAUUGGAAGAGAAGAGCUAUUGGAGGCUUUAGAGAGGCAAAAAGGUACCUUUCAGACGGGUCAAGAAGACAGUGAGGAAAUGCCGGAGGAAUUAAAGCUUCGGUUAGCAUAUAGAGAAGCAGCUGUUGCUGUUCUUGCAUGUUUUUAUCCAGAUUCUCACUGUCCAUUUGUAGAGACUGAUAUCCGUUCCAUUCGUAGUAAGCCAAAUAUGCGUUACACUAAGGUUUCAGGAAAACCUUUCUUGAGGAAAUCUGAUUAUGUAAACUCUAUUGUGCGAGCUUGUGCACCUAGAGUUAUUGAAGAGGAGAUAUUUGGAAUAGAUAAUUUGUGCUGGAUUUCUGCAAAGGCUACUUCUGAAGCAUCGACUAGUGCAGAGCGUUUAAUUCUCCAAACAGGGAUGACUGCAUUUGGAAAAGCGUAUUACAGAAACCAAAGUGAUCUUGUGCUUCAUCUUGCAGCAAAACUGGAGGCGCUCAGGCAUGAAUACAUGCGUUUUUCUGUUGAGAAGUGCUCAUCUGUUCUGAGAGAAUAUCGUUCGGCAGUUGAGACAAUUACAGAUGUUUUGCUUGAGAAAGGAGAGAUCAAGGCGAAGGAGAUAUGGGACAUUUAUCGAAAAGCACCACGGAUUCCUCAACCUCCUGUUCAUCCAGUUGAUGAGUAUGGAGCACUUAUUUAUGCUGGAAGAUGGGGAAAUCAUGGUGUCUCUCUUCCGGGGAGGGUUACCUUUGCACCAGGAUAUGUUGGGUUUUCCACAUUUGGUGCACCCAGGCCUUUGGAGACACAAAUCAUCAGUGACCAAGCAUGGAAGUUGAUUGAUGACAUUUGGGAUAACAAAAUAAAGGACAUCAAGAAUGAAGUCUCUAGGCAGAUUGAAGAAGACACAGAAAGACCACAGCUUUUGCUGGCUGACCACUUCCUUUGAGACUAAAUACACUUUAUCCUUAUAUGAUUCCCGUCCCCCCUUUUAAACAUCUGACGAAUCACACACACGUCCGUGGCAGGUGUCCAGGUGAAGCAGUUUUGCUCAUGAUAAGUUCGCACUUUUGCUCUAAACUCCGGCCAGGCUCGGAUGUGUGCGGUUGUGUUGCAUAAAUUCUAAAUGAAGAGUGCAUUCAUGGAGGUUUCUGGCUGUGUCAUCUACCUUAUGUUGCUCUCUACAAACAAGUGCAUGUUUGCUCCAGUGAGUCAGGAUUUAUAUGCCAAACAUCUGACAAAAGUGAGAUAUGUUGUUCCAGUCCUCACUACCUUAUUCUGUUCUUCACAAACGAGGGCAUGUUUGGUCCAGUGGGUCAGGAUUUAUAUGCUAAACAUAUGAGAAAAAGCGAGAUAUGUCGUUCCAUCAUCACCAUUUAUCGAACAAUACAUUAUAUUUUGUGGAACAGUCAGGAAAAAGUGCCCGAGGUCUCAUGUUCUUGUAUCGAAAUGUCACUGACUGAUCUGUUAGCUUUGUAAACAUCAUUACAGAAAUCACGUUUGGCAUUUAACUCGUGAUCCAAGUUUUAUUGAUUCGGAACA
Messenger RNA from Musa acuminata AAA Group (dessert banana), 3222 nucleotides. Its product is annotated as probable inactive ATP-dependent zinc metalloprotease FTSHI 4, chloroplastic. The record is from RefSeq and is a predicted model, not a curated record. Lineage: Eukaryota; Viridiplantae; Streptophyta; Magnoliopsida; Zingiberales; Musaceae. The transcript has 17 exons. Gene Ontology annotation, biological process: proteolysis. The coding region runs from base 68 to 2629 and encodes 853 amino acids. Gene Ontology annotation, molecular function: ATP-dependent peptidase activity; metalloendopeptidase activity; ATP binding.